Microdochium trichocladiopsis is the source of this 973-nucleotide messenger RNA. Its product is annotated as Frag1/DRAM/Sfk1 family-domain-containing protein. NCBI's taxonomy places the organism in Eukaryota, Fungi, Ascomycota, Sordariomycetes, Xylariales, Microdochiaceae. The record is from RefSeq and is a predicted model, not a curated record. The coding region runs from base 68 to 973 and encodes 301 amino acids. The transcript is spliced from 3 exons. Gene Ontology annotation, cellular component: plasma membrane.
CGCGAAUUCGUCCUCACGGCAUAUCAUUAAAGAACGUGGGAUUUCGUCAACUGCUUUUCGACUCGAGAUGUCAUCAUCAUACGUUUCACUAGCAAACCCGACUUCCACUGCGAUCGGUAACCACACAAACAUGGCAUUCCGCGUCUCAUACUGGGUGAUCCCCAUAUUCUCAGGCCUCUCCUGGCUCGUCACCCUGCUCGCCCUCCUCCUGUACUGGAUCGUUGCAACCUCCUCGACGCACUACUCCUCCAUGAGCCCCGAGCAGACCAUCGCAUUCAUCUCGGACGUCGGCGCGUCGACCCUCAAGCCGCUCUUCGUGACGGGCUGCAUCCUCACCAGCGUCCUCCUCGACGCCUCGUUCCUCUGCGACUGGUUUCUGAGGCGCAGGGGCCGGCUCCUGCCCAACGAGACGCGCACGGAGCGCGUGCUGUCCGGCCUCACCGUCGCCUUCGCGGUGGUCGGCAUGGUCGGGCUGUGCUGCCUCGCCGGGUUCGACACGGCCAGGUUUCCCAGGCUGCACCUGGUCUUUUUGUUCUUUUUCAUCGUCGGGUAUCUGAUUUCUGCCGUGUGCAUCUGCGCGCAAUACCGGCGGCUGGGGAAGCGGUACCUUGAAAACCCACUCCUCCGGACGUCCUACCGCAUCAAGCUCGCCUUCGUGGUCGUCGAGUUCCUCCUCGCGGUCACGUUCGUCGCGCUGCUGGUCCGCGGCGGCGAGUACUACAACCGCGCUGCGGUCGUGGAGUGGGUCCUCGCGCUCGUCUUCUCGUUCUACGCCUUCUCCUUCGCGAUCGACCUGUACCCGGCGGCCGAGACCUCGACGCGUCGGCAGCAGCGGCAGAGUGUGACGGACAAGAAUGGGGUGGCAGAGCCGGAAUAUACUGUGGCCGGCGGGGCAGAGCUGGGCCGGGCCGACGAGGAGAUGGCGAUGCGGUCUGCGAGGGUUGGCGGGGAGGAUGGUACCAGGCUGCUUUGA